UGUCAGGUGGUUAACAUGUUGACAGCAAUGAUUUUACCCUUCAUACUUCUUUCUCUGGCCUCUUGUCUUGAAGCCUUCAACAAAGGAAGUGUCCACAAAGCACAAGCCAUGCUACAGUUACAAGGCAUGGACUACUCGCUGUUCGGCUACAACAGUCUCAAGGGAUGCCCUCUGACCUCAGGACGUGAUCGGGGCUUUACUCUCCCCAUCUUUUCUGGUGAGUUUCACGUGACCCCAGACUUUCGCUAUAGCGUGCCACGUGGCGUGGUUCUGUCCCACGAUGUGUCAUGUGACACGUCGUUUACGUCGAAGGUGGUGGAGACGCCGUACGACCUGACCACGCUGCUGACUGGCACCGCGCGACUCGGUGCUGAUAAGUGGGGGCCUCCCUUCUCGGCCAGCAAACACUUUCACAAACUGUCCGCGCAACUCACACAACACGUCUUGGUCGUUUCCACAGCUGUCUGCAGUUUGUACGACCUGACACUUCUGCUCUCGGAACCGCCAUCUUUUCAUCCGUCGUUCUUGGACUGGAUCGACCAAAUCAACAAAACUGACAACGACGACAAGUACCUUCAGUUCCUUGACACCUACGGCACACACUUCGUGUCACGGGCCCGCUUGGGGGCUUCCAGAACGAUCAUCUACAAGAUGGACGAUAACGUUUACAGACUUCUAACAGAGGAUCAAGUGACGUCAGCUGCCAGCUACUCUGCUCCUGCGCUUUUUGGAUACCAUGAGGACUUGACCUCUGAUCAGCAAAAAGCAAUAGCAGAGUUUCGAAAUCACAAGACAACAACGUUUGCUGUCGGUGUUCCUCUACCUGAUGGCGGUAACAGCGCGACGUGGUUCACAGCAGCGAAAGAUAACCCCUCUGUCAUCGACUAUGACUUGACCUCUGUGGAGGUUCUCUUUUCAGACACCUUCAUGGGUGCCGCAAGUCCUACAGGGGGUUAUGGCAUUGACCACGACAGGAUCAAGAAGAACAUCAUGGCUGUCAAGACCAAAUACUGUCGGACUUUAAAGAGGAAAGACCUGUUAGCUGACUGUAGAGAUACCGGUAGGACACUGCUUUCUACAAAGUUGAUUGGUAACACGAAAUAUGGAGCUGCCAAGUCCGCUGACCAGUGUCUUGAGGAAUGUUAUCAACUUGCAGGCUGCGUGGCUGUGAGUUUUUGUCCUUUGUGUACGAGGGACAACAGAGGCAGCAAGUGUCAAGUGUUUAGUGCUGGCGACAUCCACAGGGCAGUCACCGACCGUCAGUGGCAGACGAUCAUGUUAGUUGACAAACUGGAGACAUUUGUAAAGCUGCACAACACCACGGUUGUUGUCAUUUCUAGUUCUCAGUCUGACGUCCCUCCUGUCACCUCCGUACAGGACUGCUACCCAUCUUGUAUUCAAGAUACCAAGUGUGUGGCCUUCACCCUAACUGACACUUCAGGUUCAUUAAUUAAAUGCACGCGCCACACAAACUCACAUCUCUACUUGACACAGGGAACAGGUGUGAGCGUGUACUUCGUCUCCUUGAUGGUCAAAAGAAUUAUCACAAGUGGACAGACGAGAGGCCUUGCUCCCUCCUCCAUGCUGAACGACUGGUACAAGGCCGCCUGUGUCAUCGACGACGAGUGUCGUCAGGAACACUCCAUAUGCUUUCUAAACAGGUGCCGCUGUCGACCUGGAUUCUUCUUCUCAACUCGUGACUACACGUGCUCUGAUACAUGCAGACCACGUGACCUACAAGACACCUUUAUGGAGUAUUCUGAAAGCGGGAUAAAAGGACAUAUUCUCGCCAUUCAAGAUGGAAUAAACCUGCAGUCAUGCAAGAAAAUGUGUAUUAGUGCUCAGAUGUGCUUAACCUUUGACUUUAGAGACACAGGAGGGCGCUGUGUGCUUCAUGAUGUGACGUCACGUGAGGCUGUGUCAGGAUGGUUUCCUCUGACCAGUACAGGGUGGACUCACUACCAGAGAACUUGCCUGAAGUCAGCCGCCUCCUACCCGGGUCCAGCCUGGUACAACUCGUCUUGUACCCAAGACACGGACUGUCCUGACCCAUUCAGCCUCUGUUUGUCGGGCAGGUGUCUGUGUAAACUGGGCGCCAUUUCUUCUGAACAGGAAGUCACGUGUCGUGCUGCAGAGUCGUGCGGCGAAUGGCAGAAAGCAGGAGCCAAGUCUGGUGCGCACUUCAUUCGACUGAAAGACAAGAAGGAGACGAGUAGAGUGUGGUGUGACAUGGACUCCAGUGGCGGAGGUUGGCUGGUGUUCCAGAGACGUCGUGACGGGUCAGUGGACUUCUACAGGAACUGGACUCAGUAUGAAGACGGCUUUGGUGACGUCAGCGGGGAGUUCUGGCUGGGUUUAUCCAGGCUUCACACCCUGACCAAAGGGAGACCCACCCGACUGCGUGUAGACCUUCGCGAUGUGGAUGGACAUCGUCACUACGCUGAGUACUCGACAUUCAGGGUGGACGGUCCUGAGACAAACUACACACUGACCGUGUCCGGCUACUCGGGUGACGCGGGGGACAGCAUGGAGUAUCACAACAACCAGAGUUUUACAACGUAUGACCGAGACAACGACAAGGACUCUGCUGACAACUGUGCCGCUGACUAUCACGGCGCCUGGUGGUACAAGUCGUGUCACUACUCCAACCUCAACGGCCGAUACAAGGCUGACGGGGCCUCGGGUUAUGACGGCCUCAACUGGCGUCACACCCACAAAGACGACAGGAGCUUCACCUUCAGCGAGAUGAAAGUACAACCAGUGUAACACCGCCUUGUCUCCUGUACUCUCACUGCUUACACCCUCAGUCUACUCUACACCACACGUGACACUCGUGAUGUCACCUCAGUGCAGAUGACUGGUGUCGCAACUUUAUGAUGUUGCUAAAUUUAUUUCAAUCUGGUUUUGCUUGCGUAAAUCAACACGAAUUAAAAGUAAACAAGUGUUAAUUUUCAAUAAUGAAAUUAAAAUAUUUAUUGUGCGUAAAGAUAACCGAUCCUUUCAUCUUCAAAAUAAUACAAAAGCACAGAGACUGAUUGUAUCAAAUACUGUUGUUUAUUUGUGUCACUGAUGAAAACAACACAAGACUUAAAUUGCAUUAUAGAAAAUUUUGAUAAAGUUCCGCUGUGUCCUUGGUUUCCCUGUAUUUAACUGAAAGCUUAGACAGACUUUUAAGAUAAGUAGACUUUUCAAAUAAACAAAUAUAAUGAUUGUCAAAGGUAAAUUGAUAUUGAGAUAAAUGGAAUUAAAGUUGCAAGCAAUA
This is a messenger RNA of Pomacea canaliculata, 3262 nucleotides long. RefSeq lists its product as uncharacterized. The transcript is spliced from 9 exons. The coding region runs from base 16 to 2766 and encodes 916 amino acids. Lineage: Eukaryota; Metazoa; Mollusca; Gastropoda; Architaenioglossa; Ampullariidae. The record is from RefSeq and is a predicted model, not a curated record.